GGCGCUGAACAACGAACGCCCCUCAUCUAAACUUGCCGUCAGACUUGCCUCGUGACGAACGAAAAAAAUCAGCGGGGAUUCAGAUGAGGCUCUGCUCGCCUAGUCUCCGGCAAGCGGCGGCCGCGGCCACCAACUCCCCCCUCGCGGCCACCCUCUGCAAGAAUUCUCCUAGCUCCCUCAUCACCCAUGGCAGGCUCAGCUUCAGCCACACGUCGCCGCAGACGCCAAACCACCGUGACAAACGAACAGGAUGGGCGGUGCGUGUGCUUCCCCUGACGGAGGAGAACGUGGAGAUGGUGCUGGACGAGGUGCGGCCGAGCUUGAUGGCCGACGGCGGCAACGUGGCGCUGCACGAGAUCGACGGCCUCGUCGUCGUGCUCAAGCUGCAGGGGGCCUGCGGCUCCUGCCCCAGCUCCACCAUGACGCUCAAGAUGGGCAUCGAGACGCGCCUCCGCGACAAGAUCCCCGAGAUCCUUGAAGUCGAACAGAUCGUUGAUGCCGAGACAGGGCUCGAGCUCAACACCGACAACGUCGACAAGGUACUGGAUGAGAUCAGACCAUACCUAUCGGGCACCGGAGGUGGAAGCCUCGAGCUUGUUAAGAUCGAUGAGUAUGUCGUCAAAAUUCGAAUCACUGGACCUGCAGCUGGUGUAAUGACAGUACGUGUAGCUGUGACACAAAAACUGAGGGAAAAGAUACCUUCAAUCUUGGCUGUUCAGCUCACAGAGUAGAAACAUGAGUUUUUUUAUGCAUCAAUCAAGAGAACACAAAAAUCGGCUUUCUGGUGA
Phragmites australis (common reed) is the source of this 788-nucleotide messenger RNA. RefSeq names its product nifU-like protein 3, chloroplastic. The coding region runs from base 84 to 731 and encodes 215 amino acids. Gene Ontology annotation, cellular component: chloroplast stroma; mitochondrion. Gene Ontology annotation, molecular function: iron-sulfur cluster binding; iron ion binding. The record is from RefSeq and is a predicted model, not a curated record. The transcript has 4 exons. Gene Ontology annotation, biological process: iron-sulfur cluster assembly. Lineage: Eukaryota; Viridiplantae; Streptophyta; Magnoliopsida; Poales; Poaceae.